CUGGUACGACGGCUGCGUGAGGCCAUGAUCAAAUGCAUCGUCCUGAGUGGAAUCCCCAGCGUGAUGGAAGCAAUUGCUUCAGUUGCUGCAGUAGAGCAAGACCAAGACCAAGAUCAUAGCAUACUCAGGCAGCAUGGCGAGUCAGACCAGGUCCUUCAUCGCCGCGGCGUCGAUGUACUAGAUACCUUGUUUAGAGAUGACAGCAUAAUAAUUGGUUUAACGCUUGGAUCUCACAAGGAAAUAUCAUGGAUCUCGAUUCAUUUAUCAUACGGAUACUUCCUCGCCGAGCAUCGAAUCCUUGAUAUUGUUGAGACAGAGCUGGUUGUUUUGCCAGCUAUCAUGGCGCAAAACCUAAGAGAGCCGACUCGCUGGCAUAUCCGGGCAUGUAUGAGGGUGGGGUUGACACGGGAUGAGAUCAAGAAUAUUCAAGAGGCUACUCGGCUCAUUGCUAGACACGCAGGUCUAGGUCUAGAGGACGCGGAGAGCGUUGAGGACGUCGAAGAUCCAUAA
Molecule: messenger RNA, 510 nt
Organism: Mollisia scopiformis
Lineage: Eukaryota; Fungi; Ascomycota; Leotiomycetes; Helotiales; Mollisiaceae
Exons: 3
Source: RefSeq, a predicted model, not a curated record